UGUCAACAUCUUCAUUUUAUUUCUCCUUUAGUUUAGGGCAUAUUUUGGUCGCUUAUUUGUUAAGGAUUUAUAUUCUCUAUAUAUAAUCUAGACAGUUCUUUCAUCAAAACAAUAUGGAGAUUGCAAAGAGCAUGGAACUUGCAACCCUUUCACAUAAACAAUCCAGUUUUGCAGGGCCACCCCAUGAGGCUUUGUUUCUUGUCUUGGCCUACCUUCCAUUAUUUGAACUUCUGUCCAUGAGUGAAGUUUGCAGGUCACUGAGAGAUGCAGUGGAAAAGGAUGUACUCCCAUGGCUAAACGUCAUCGUUGAAAGGCCUUUGAGCUUGAGGUUGUCAGAUGAGAUUCUGAUGAAAAUUGCUUCAAAGGCAAAUGGUAGGCUAAGAACCUUGGUUCUCAUGUACUGUGCCAAAAUUACAGAUGAUGGGCUUCAAAGGGUAAUCGACCAAAACCCUCUUAUCAGUAAGCUUCACAUACCAGGUUGCACUGGCUUAACCCCUGAUGGAGUAAUAAGAGCUCUGCAGAAGCUAUCCGACUGCCAAGAUGGCCUAAAAAGCCUUUGGAUAAACGGCAUUGCCAACAUGAAGAAAGAACACCUCGAAAGGCUUCAAUUUUACCUCCAAACAAACCAAAAACUGCCGCAGAUUCAGCAAACGAGACAGCCUCUCUUAUAUCAUAAUUACAGAAGGUUGCGAGCAUAUAGAUGGGAAGAACUUGGGAGAGUUAUUGAUGUGGAACUUUGUCCCAAAUGCAAUGAAGUAAGGGUUGUAUUUGAUUGUCCUAGAGAGGAAUGCAAAAGGAAGAGAGAGAAUUCAAUGACUGGAUGUAGGAUGUGCAUGUUCUGCAUUCCAAGGUGUGAAGAAUGUGGCAAGUGUGUCGAAAAUGGAGACUUGGAAGAAACCGUUUGUGCUGAUACUCUUUGCCUAGAUUGUUGGAUUCAGCUUCCCAAAUGCAAUUUCUGUAAUAAGCCAUGCUGUACUCAACAUGCCAACAUGCAGAUAGCUUCAACGGGUUCAAUAGGGUGGAUUUGUAGUGUUUGCCAUGAUAAGUCUGAUGAUUUUGAAUAAAUUUGAGAGAUUAUUCGAACA
Messenger RNA from Gossypium raimondii (Peruvian cotton), 1085 nucleotides. Its product is annotated as F-box protein SKIP28. Gene Ontology annotation, cellular component: cytoplasm. The record is from RefSeq and is a predicted model, not a curated record. The coding region runs from base 114 to 1064 and encodes 316 amino acids. NCBI's taxonomy places the organism in Eukaryota, Viridiplantae, Streptophyta, Magnoliopsida, Malvales, Malvaceae. Gene Ontology annotation, molecular function: protein binding. The transcript has 2 exons.